Daucus carota subsp. sativus is the source of this 2914-nucleotide messenger RNA. RefSeq names its product nodulation receptor kinase. The record is from RefSeq and is a predicted model, not a curated record. Gene Ontology annotation, molecular function: protein binding; ATP binding; protein kinase activity. The transcript is spliced from 15 exons. Gene Ontology annotation, biological process: protein phosphorylation. NCBI's taxonomy places the organism in Eukaryota, Viridiplantae, Streptophyta, Magnoliopsida, Apiales, Apiaceae. The coding region runs from base 50 to 2809 and encodes 919 amino acids.
AUACAUAUGAUGACCUAAUGGAGCAACCAGGCUUCUUCACAAUGAGAUAAUGGAAGGGUUGAUUUAUUGGGAAACAAGAGUCCUUGGAUUCUACAUCCUCUGCAUCUCGCUAAUACUUCAGCAAACUCGUGCUCAGGAAGGAUUUGUGAGUCUACAGUGUUGUGCCCAAACAAACUUUACUGACCCGAACACCAAUAUCAGUUGGACUACAGAUGACCAGUGGUACCCUGAUAUCUCAAGUUGCCAGGAGAUCAGUCCACCAACCAAAGUUCGAGUUUUCAGCUCAACCUUUGGUAAUAAGUGGUGUUAUAAUUUAAAAACUAGGAAGGAUGAAAACUAUCUGCUACGAGGUAUAUUUAAAGCUGGGGAACAGCAAAGAUCACCUACAGGUACAAGAUUCGAUGUUUUAAUUGAUAUCACAUCCAUAGCCAUUGUAAAAUCAUCAGAAGAUGCAGUUGUGGAGGGAGUUUUUAAGGCUAAUGAUAAUUAUAUGAACCUUUGCCUAUCUAAAGAGAUGGGAGAUCCCUACCUCUUGAAGCUUGAACUGAGGCCUUUAAUGUCAGAGUAUGUGAAGGAGAAAGCUACAGUUGCUCUUAAAGUUAUGGACCGAGUUGAUGUUGGAAGUACAGGAGCGGAGAUCAGGUAUCCAGAUGAUCCAUUUGAUCGAAUCUGGCGACCAGAACCAGGAGAUGAGAAUGUCACAGUGUCAUCUAUGACUAAUAUUGUAAUCACAAAUGCUAGCAAAACUUCACCUCCAAUUCAAGUUUUAGAAACAGCUUUAACCCAUCCUGAGAAGUUGCAGUUCCUACACAAUAAACUUGACACUGGAUUCUAUCAGUAUGAGCUCUACCUUUACUUCCUUGAGCUCAACGAAUCUGUUCAGCCUGGUCAGCGAUUAUUCAAAAUAUACAUCAACAAUAUGGAGGUGGAAGAGAUAGAUAUUAUGGCUCUUGGUUCCAGAUACAGAAUGCUUGUUUACAACUUCGAAGCAAAUGGAGCUCUAAAUUUGACGAUGAUUAAGGCUGCAAAUGGCUCCCUAUUAGGGCCCAUUUGUAAUGCUUAUGAGAUAUUGCAGAUUCGCCCAUGGAUUCAAGGGACAAAUCAAGCAGAUAAGGAUGUGAUUUUCAAUGUAAGAGGUGAAUUAUUAGCACACAACCCAAAUAACAAAGUGUUAGUAAGCUGGAUGGGAGACCCCUGCCUUCCCCUUCCUUGGGAAGGUGUGUUCUGUGAAUCGCGUGACAAGUCCACUGCCAUCAGUAAGUUGGAUCUUUCUUUCCAAAAUCUUCAAGGACCACUUCCUCAAAGUAUCACACAGCUACAAAAGCUAAGAGAACUGAACAUGAGUAACAAUCACUUCAGCCAAGCUAUCCCCGUGUUUCCAUCUUCCUCUGUUCUAACAUCAGUGGAUCUGAGCAACAACAACUUCAUAGGACACAUUCCGGAUUCACUUGCUUCACUACCAAAUUUAGUAACUCUAUUAUUUGGCUGCAAUCAUCAAUUAAGCAGAGAUGUUCCUGCAAACUUUUAUAGAUCAGGACUUGACACGGACAAAGGUAUGUGUGGUGGAAGUGGGUCUUUACACAUGGCCACAGGUAUUGUCAUAGGAACAGUCGCAGGAGGGUUACUUUUGAUUGUUGGUGUAGUCGGAAUUUCUUUCUGGAUUUACAAGAGGAAAGCGACAGCUAAAAAGAGAGAAUUCGAUGUAAAAGGGUAUCCACUGACAAAGAACAUGAUUUAUUCAAUAUCUAGCAUGGAUGAUAUCAUUCUGCAGUCCAUAUCUAUUCAGAGUUUUAGCCUUCAAGACAUAGAAACUGCCACCCAGCAGUACAAGACUUUAAUAGGUGAAGGUGGUUUUGGACCUGUUUAUCGUGGUACCUUAUCAGAUGGUCAAGAAGUGGCUGUGAAGGUUCGUUCAGCCACUUCCACCCAGGGAACUCGUGAAUUUGAUAAUGAGCUGACCCUUCUUUCAGCUAUUCAGCACGAGAAUCUGGUACCACUUCUGGGAUACUGUAACGAAAAUGACCAACAAAUUCUUGUUUAUCCUUUUAUGUCGAAUGGGUCUCUACAAGAUCGCCUUUAUGGGGAAGCUGCCAAACGCAAGACUUUAGACUGGCCAACUAGGCUUUCAAUUGCUUUAGGAGCUGCUCGAGGUCUGACAUAUCUCCACACAUUUUCAAGCCGCAGCGUGAUACACAGAGAUGUAAAAUCAAGUAACAUACUACUAGAUCAUACAAUGUGUGCCAAGGUGGCGGACUUUGGAUUCUCAAAAUAUGCUCCUCAAGAAGGGGAUAGUGCUGCCUCACUAGAAGUUAGGGGGACGGCUGGAUACUUGGAUCCAGAGUACUACUCAACCCAAAAUUUGUCUGCAAAGAGCGAUGUCUUUAGCUUUGGAGUUGUGCUGCUUGAAAUGAUAAGCGGGCGGGAACCUCUCAACAUUAAAAGACCCCGGACAGAGUGGAGCUUAGUAGAAUGGGCAAGACCUCAAAUAAGGAAUUCAAGAAUCGAGGAAAUAGUGGAUCCUAACAUAAAGGGAUGGUACCAUUCAGAGGCAAUGUGGAGGGUAGUGGAGGUAGCACUGUCAUGCACAGAAACCUACUCUGCGUAUCGGCCAUCUAUGGUGGACAUUGUUCGUGAGCUUGAAGAUGCUCUGAUAAUUGAAAAUAAUGCAUCUGAAUACAUGAAGUCCAUUGACAGCUUUGGUGGAUCUAAUCGCUUCUCUAUAGAGAGGCCGAUAGCUAUUCCCCCUACUCCAGUUCCAACAGAACCUUCCCCAAUUCCCUCUCAACCUGUUCCUCCAAAACCAAGAUAAUAAUACAGAGGAUAUGAGGUUAAUUUCAACUUCUACAAUAGAUCUUGAAACCUAAAUCGAAAUACAGUAAAUGUCCGUGUCAAUCCAGUAUCCUCAAAUCGAAAA